Molecule: messenger RNA, 2968 nt
Organism: Lethenteron reissneri (Far Eastern brook lamprey)
Lineage: Eukaryota; Metazoa; Chordata; Hyperoartia; Petromyzontiformes; Petromyzontidae
Product: pantothenate kinase 3-like
Biological process (GO): coenzyme A biosynthetic process
Cellular component (GO): nucleus; cytosol
Molecular function (GO): pantothenate kinase activity; ATP binding
Source: RefSeq, a predicted model, not a curated record
GCACGUCCCCAUCGGAGGCGACGCGCGCUCCGCCUCAGGAGGGCCGCCUGCAAAUUAACGCAAAAUCCUCCACAAACGGAAUAGAAUUCAACAUGCAGCAGCCGUCGGAGCACGACAUGGGGGAGCAGAGCGGGCGAACGGACCUGCCAAAUGGGCUGCACCGCUGCCGCAGUCACCGCCUGCCGAGCGUCAGCUUGGAGGACGCGGCGGCGGCGGCGACGGCGGCGGCGACCGCCGGGAGCAGCACCGACGAUGCGGGCGCGGCGCGGGAGGCUCCGGGAUCCCCUCUCGCCUCGCCGCGCUCCCCCCUCGCCUCGCCCUGCUCGCCCAGCAAGAUCCCGCGCUGCUGCGCCGCCACGCGCAAGCGCCUCGACUCGCUGCGCCGUGGGAGGCCGCCGUUCCCCUGGUUUGGCCUGGACAUUGGUGGCACGCUUGUCAAGCUGGUGUACUUUGAGCCGAAGGACAUCACGGCCGAGGAGGAAGAGGAGGAGGUGGAGAGCCUGAAGAGUAUCCGGCACUACCUGACAUCGCACGUUGCCUACGGCCAGACGGGCGUACGCGACGUGCAUCUGGAGUUGCAUGGCCUUACCAUGUGCGGCCGGACGGGUAGCCUGCACUUCAUCCGUUUCCCAACGGUUGACAUGCCGGCCUUCCUGGCCAUGGGUCGGGACAAGCACUUCUCCAGCCUGCACACCGCACUCUGCGCCACGGGAGGGGGCGCCUACAAGUUUGAGCUUGACUUCCGCACGAUGGCCGAGCUGCAGCUGCGCAAGCUGGACGAGCUCGACUGCCUCAUCCAGGGCGUGCACUACAUCGACUCGGUGGGCUUCAAUGGCGUAGCCGAGUGCUACUACUUCUCAAACCCCACGGAGCGCGAGCGCUGCCAAAAGACCCCCUUUGUGCUGGGGGACCUGUACCCCCUGCUGCUCGUGAACAUCGGCUCGGGCGUCAGCAUCCUGGCCGUGCAUUCGCCCAACAAUUACAAGCGCGUCACCGGCACGAGCCUGGGAGGCGGCACGUUCCUGGGGCUCAGCUGCCUGCUGACGGGGUGCAAAACGUUUGAGGAGGCACUGUCCCUUGCCGAGAGAGGGGACAGCACCAACGUGGACAAGCUCGUGCGAGACAUCUAUGGAGGCGACUACGGUCGCUUUGGCCUUCCCGGCUCUACUGUAGCUUCCAGCUUCGGGAACAUGAUGUGCAAGGAGAGGAGGGAGGCGGUGAGCCGGGAGGACCUGGCCAGGGCCACUCUCGUCACCAUCACCAACAACAUCGGCUCUAUCGCACGCAUGUGCGCCCUCAACGAGAAAAUCGAUCGGGUGGUGUUUGUCGGAAACUUCCUGCGAGUGAACACGCUGUCCAUGAAGCUCCUGGCCUAUGCCAUGGACUACUGGUCCAAGGGCCAGCUCAAAGCACUGUUCCUGGAGCAUGAGGGAUAUUUUGGUGCUGUGGGAGCUCUACUCGAACUACUGAAAUCCAACUAAGAUUGUUCAGAUUGGGCCGUUGAAGGCACAGGUAAACCCAUGCAUGUGGAUCGAUCACAAUUCAAGAAACUGCACUAAUUAUUAUUUCUGCUCAAACAGUUCAACAUCAGUGAGCACCUGUGCCAUACGUUUACAUUUUCUAAGCUGUGAAAAUAUUGUACCCAUAGCAAAUUAAUAGCUGCCCUGAGUGUGCGAACCAUAGGUGUAAAUCAUCAAGAUUGGUUUCUGGUAUGUGUAUGUCACGUAAGUGCCACUCGUUUAAAUAUUUUCAUAGCUCUCGGUCGCUAAGAACAACUGUUUGGUUGGGUGAAAAUGCAUUAAAGUUUGAAUGGAGGUUAUCCAGAAGUUGCUGGCAUGACCACCUCCAAGCCUCUGGAUUGUGCCCCACCUAAUGAAUACCUCUUCUGUAAAGGAACACCAUUCUACCAACACGUAAUACCGGUCUUCUGGGUGUUUCCCUUUCUAUGAACCUCGAUGCAGAAGUGUAGUGUAACAGUUAAGCGUUGUACAGAAACAAAACUCUUUUAUGUACAGCAUACUCUUACAGGCAAUUAUUUGCAAUGCAUCGUCAUUCAUAAAAAAAAAAUGUAAUGUGCUUCUAAAAAUGUAAAACAUACCCAUGAUAUAUUUUCCUGUUUAUUCCAAUGUUCUAACAAUUUGUGUUUAUAUAUGUAUUUAAAGCUACGUAGAAUGUGUUGUUGUUGUUGCUGUUGCAGUGUUGUCAUUGUCUAUACAUUCAUAUUGUGAUUUCACACUUACAUUGGACCCCAAAUUAGCCACUGUCCAGAAAUGAAUCAGCCAAUGAUCAAUAUAUGUUUUUGAUCGCUGAACACAUUUUGCAUCAUUUUGUAAGACAAGUCUCUUUGCUGGAGACUCUUAGAGCACUGCAUGUACUUUAUUUGGUUUACCUUAAGGGAAACAUUCAGGAGUUCAGUGUUUCUACAGCGAUAUGAAAUACCUAUACACUCCCUGUAAGACACGUGCACCACCAAAUGGUAAAUGCAACUUUAGAUGGGAUUGAAUUUAGAUGUUUUAGACAUCCACAUUUGUUACAGCUGUAAAUGUCUUUGAAAUGUAUUAAUUAAUAUCAGUUCUCAAUAAUUUGAUCAUUUCUGUGGGGACCAUAUUGGAGACUUUGAGAACAGUUUGCUAUACUGAUGUCUAAUAUGGUUAAUUGCAUGCUUUGUAUUUAAACCUUAAAGGUAAAAAAAAUGUUAUUUUAUCAACCCACAUGUUGCCUUUUUAUUUAGUUUAGUCAGAUUAACUGUAAACAAAACAACUCAAUAUCUUUUAAAAUAGCAAAGUAAUGUAAUAAUGUUCAUGCUGUAUAUGAUUAAUGUUACAAGGCAGUGUGUGUGUGUCCUUUGAAAUCCUGUAUUUUAGAUUUCCAUUGUGUGCAGCGUUGUCAAAUUCAAUGGAUGUGUAAUUUAGGUAUUAUGUUAACUAAAAAUAAAUUAAUGCAACCGGGUUGGCCUCUGCUUCUUCUG